Molecule: messenger RNA, 4819 nt
Organism: Phoenix dactylifera (date palm)
Lineage: Eukaryota; Viridiplantae; Streptophyta; Magnoliopsida; Arecales; Arecaceae
Source: RefSeq, a predicted model, not a curated record
AGAGUGAUCUAUUUUCGUUCCCAUUCUAGGUAUAAUUCUCCCAGCCAAACAUCUUCGGAUUAUCGUUCCUAAAAUCAUGUAAUGGUAGCCCCGAAUGUUCGUUGACGUGACAGUAAUUUAGUUUGGUAAGAUAAACUGAAAUAAUGGGUAAUUACUACAAUGCAGAGCACUUGAUUACAGACGUUGGGACCACUAUUGAUUAACCUUUCUGUUCGCAUCAAGCAGGGAAGGGAAUAGAACAAAAAAGGAAAGCUUCCGGAGCACCUACAGAUCUAGCGGAAAGAGGGAGAGCAUUUCCACUGGGUCACUUUCUUUGCCAUUCAUCAACACUUCUUCCCAAAUCAAUCGGAGAGACUCUUUGGAGCCUGGAGUAAUGGCUGACGUGCUUUUCUCAGCCUUGCUACCGGUGGUGAUGGAGAAGGCAACCGACCAUGUUCUCCAACAGUUUGGAAUGAUGUGGGGCAUCCAUGAGAAGCUAGAAAAGCUGGAAAGAAUGCUGUCGGCAAUCCUGGACAGACUUGGAGAUGCAGAGGAGCGGCAAGUCAAGGAAGCGGGUGUGAAGAGCUGGUUGGCAGCACUGAAGAAUGCAGCCUACGAAGCAGACGACAUACUGGAUUACUUCAAUGUGGAAGCAAAGCGGCGGAAGGCAGAGAUUCAGAUCGACAUGACAAAAAAGGUGCGCAGCUUCUUUUCUCUUGGCAAUCCAGUUUCGUUUCGCCUUAAGAUGGGGCGAGAGUUGCAUGCUAUUGUUGAAAAAAUAGAGAAACUAGUAGAUGAGGGAAAUAAAUUUGGUUUCACGGUCAAAACCCAACCACAAAAGGACAGGCCACAAACCCACUCCUAUGUGGAUGAGUCAGAGGUCAUCGGCAGGGAGGAAGAUAAAGCAAAAAUAGUGGAGUUGUUACUUGAUCAUGAUAACAACCGGAAUGUUGCAGUCCUUCCCAUAGUUGGGAUGGGGGGUUUGGGUAAGACCACACUGGCCCAAUUGAUUUACAAAGAUGAGACGGUGGAGAAACAUUUCGAGCCACGAAUGUGGGUCUUUGUGUCGGAUGAGUUCGAUGUUAAAAAACUUGCUAAAGAUAUAAUAGCUUCAGCAGCCCCAGAUGAUAAGUGCGACCAAUCGGACAUGGACUCGUUACAACGCCGCCUUCGAGAAGUUGUAAGUGGGAAGAGGUACUUACUUGUAUUAGAUGACAUUUGGAACGAGGAUCAGGCAAAGUGGACUGAGCUAAAAACUCUACUAGAAACGGGUGGAGAAGGGAGUAGGAUUGUUGUGACUACACGAAGUGAGCGGGCAUCGUCGAUAAUGGGUACCCUCGGCCCUUAUCGCCCAGAGUGUUUGACUGAGGAUGAUUCUUGGGCAUUGUUUAAGAAGAAAGCAUUUGAAGGGAGAGCAGAAGAGCCUAAAAAUCUCGUAAACAUCGGCAAGGAAAUUGUCAAGAAAUGUGGUGGGUUGCCUCUGGCAGUGAAGACACUGGGGGGCUUAAUGCAGUCCAAGAGCCAGGAAAGGGAAUGGUUGUCCGUGAGGGAUAGCGAGAUUUGGGAUCUGCAGGGCGCUGAAGAUAGGAUCUUAGCAGCACUAAGGUUGAGCUACAGUCAUUUGCCUUCCCAUUUAAAACAGUGCUUUGCUUUUUGUGCCAUAUUUCCCAAGGAUUAUGUGAUGCAAAAGGAUCUGUUGAUUCAACUAUGGAUGGCCAACGGAUUCAUUCCAUCCGAUGGAAGAAAGGCGUUGGAGGACAAAGGGCAAGAGAUUUUUAAUGAGUUGGCUUGGAGAUCUUUCUUUCAGGAUAUCAAGGAAGCUGAGGAGGACGGUGCUCUUUCAUCCAGGCAUGAACUUUAUUAUGUAACAACAUGCAAGAUGCAUGACCUCAUGCACGAUCUGGCACAAUCCAUUAUGGGGAACGAAUGCCUUAGCAUACAGGAUCCUGCCAGGCAGGAAGAUAUAUCUACGAAAGCCCGUCACUUGUUUACAUUUAGGAAAGUUCAAUUGAAUAAUUAUCCAAAUAUUCUCACUCUCCGGUGCUGGGGAUUCUCCGCUAGUAUGCCUGCGGAUUCAUUAAAGCCAAAGUCCUUGAGAGCAUUGGAUCUACAUUAUAGUCCUAUCACACGACUGCCUAUUCCAAUUGAAUAUUUGAAACAUCUGAGAUACCUCGACCUCUCUUAUAGUUUUAUUGAAGCAUUACCGGAUGCCACCAGCACACUUUUCAAUCUACAAACUUUGAAACUCUCUAGAUGCAAGAAUCUACAUAAGCUGCCUAAAGACAUGAGAAAUAUGAGUAGCCUGAGGCAUCUCUACAUUGACAGAUGUCCUAGUCUGAAGCAGCUGCCAGCAGGUAUCAGGCACUUAAGCAGCAUGCGAACAUUAACCAAAUAUAUUGUAGGCAAUGAUUCUGGAAGGCGUAUAGGUGAAUUGAAUAGCUUAAAUCUCGGUGGCCUUCUAGAGCUGUAUAACCUGAGGAAUGUAAGGGAUGCAGCAGAUGCUAAAGAAGCUAAUCUUAGCUCGAAGCCUAACCUUUGCUCAUUAAUAUUAUGCUGGGAUAUGACUCAGUGGAAUCCCGAUCAAUUCUAUGGAGAAGAUGUUUGGCCAACAGAAAAUGCUGAAGAGGUGUUGGAAGCCCUUAGACCUCAUGAUGGCUUGAAGCUGCUAACAAUAUGGCGCUACGAGGGUGGCAGCUUUCCAACAUGGAUGAUGGACACUGUAUUGCUGCAAAAUGUUGUUGAAAUCCAUCUGGGAGCUUGUCCAAGAUGCCAACAUCUUCCGCCUUUGUGGCAGCUACCUUCUCUUAAAUUUCUCUGCUUGUUUAAGAUGCAUAACGUCAAGCACAUUUACGGCAGCACCAUCUAUGGCAAUGCAAGUAAUGGCACAGUGCGAGCAUUCCCCUCACUAAAAAGACUGGUGUUGCAUACGAUGCAGAGCUUAGAGAAGUGGUCAGAGUUUGAAGGAACUGCAGAGGUCCCGUUGGUUUUCCCUCAUCUUGCUGAGCUUGAGAUCAGUAAUUGCCCAAAUUUGAUGACCAUGCCAGAGCUACCAUCUCUCCAAAGUUUAAAAAUGAAGGGAACUACUAAUAAGCAGUUGGGCUUGAUCUGUAGUCUGACGACACUCUCUUCCCUUACUUCUCUCCUAUCUUUGAGGAUGGAUUCUUGUGAUGAUCUGGUCUACUGGCCGGAGGCAGAAUUCCGUGGCUUGAACUCACUGAAGAACUUAAGUCUCUAUCAUUGCAAGAAGUUGGUUGGCCCGUCACCUUUGCCAUUAUCCUCGUCAUCAUCAGGGGAUGGGGAGCUCCUACCGAACUUGGAAGAGCUGGAUAUUGGAGAUUGUGAUGGUCUGUUGGAAUUGCCCAAGUUGCCUGCUUCCCUCAAAUCAUUGCAUGUUGACAGCUGCCCCAAAUUGAAUUCCUUGACAGAAGGCCUACCACUCCUACCAAACCUGGAAGAGCUGGAUAUUGAAGAUUGUGAUGGUCUGCUGGAAUUGCCCAAGUUGCCUGCUUCCCUCAAAUCACUGGAUGUAGACUCCUGCCCUAAAUUGAAUUCCUUGUCGGAAUGCCUGCGACAUGCCACUGCUCUUGAGCAUAUCUAUAUUUGGAGUUGCCCAAGCCUGACUUCUCUGCCAGUAGAUCUGGGGCACCUAACAGCACUCAAGGUGAUGUCUAUCACCAACCUUCCUGGCUUGAAAUCUUUGCCACAAGGGCUAGGACAACUCGCUGCACUCAAGUCUCUGCGCAUCGGCAGUUGCAGCAAAUUGUCAUCUCUGCCAGAAGGUAUGCAUGGCCUUACUGCCCUUCAGAAUCUGUCUAUUUGGCAAUGCCCUCAGCUUUCAUCACUCCCAGAAGGUCUGCAACGACGACUCCCCGGCCUUCUGGAUCUGAAUAUUGAAGGGUGCCCCAACCUCGAGAGAAAGUGUAAGAGAGGAGGACCGUAUUGGUACCUCAUCUCACGCAUCCCCAGUAUCGAAAUAUUAUCUGAGAGGAGCAACUUCAGCACAUCCCUUCCUUCCUUUUCUUGCUUUAGAAGACCAUCUACAGUCUAAUGUCAUCUCAGUCCUUUCGAGGUACAAUCCCACCUCUCUCACACACACAAAUGAAAUAGAAAUUAGUGAGUACAAUUAUUUAUGUUCCCUCACAUUCUCGUUCCUGCUGAGGGAAUCUAGUGGCAAGUUUUAGUUCGGUUUGUCCAUGCUCACUGAAGCAGUUCUUAAAGGUAAUCAAUGGCAUCUUCCUUAGAUGGUAGCCACUGUUCACAUAAACUAUUAUGAACCAAUUCAUGAUUCUGACAAGAAUUUUUCAGGGAUAAGAGGUCAAGUGGGAGCUGGAGGGAUGCACAUUGAAAUUUUUCAUUCAUUUUUUCUCAUUUUAUUUUCUCUUGCUAUGUCAGAUAAGCAGCAAAUUUAGCUUCAAGAUGAAUUAAGAGAGUCCACGGUACAAGCAGCUUUCUUGUCGAUCAUUUCAACAUUGAACUUCUUGCUAUUCUAAAUCCAGUAAUAGAAGAAACGACAUACUAUGCCUUGGAUAAACUUUUCAAAGAUUUCCAGACAUUCAAUGAUCAAGUGGCUUUGUAUGAAUCUUCCUGAUAGAUUUGCUUUUGCUGUUGUUACGCAUUUAAAGGGACACUAGGAAGAGAUAAGCUUAACUCCCUUUCAGAAGAUGUUAUUUGGCAUGUAAUGUGAUGUUGAUUGUUUUCUCUGAACCUUAUUUUAUUUCAUGUCCUUCGAUAUAUAAAUAUUGUAUUUGAAGACUUUGGAUGGUACUUCUGCUUUAUGUACCAAAAAUAAUUGAAAGAUGGAGAUGUUCAUUAAUUAUUUGAACAUCCACUUUGGGUGCUC